Molecule: messenger RNA, 414 nt
Organism: Lolium rigidum
Lineage: Eukaryota; Viridiplantae; Streptophyta; Magnoliopsida; Poales; Poaceae
Exons: 4
Coding region: 64-414 (116 amino acids)
Biological process (GO): translation
Cellular component (GO): ribosome
Molecular function (GO): structural constituent of ribosome
Source: RefSeq, a predicted model, not a curated record
CGUCGAGAUUUCCCCAACUCGAUGCGGUGGAGUUGAGGCCAACUCCAGGGAUCCGAACCCCACAUGACACUGACUCGUCACUCGCAGGUCGCAGCCCUCUCUCGUCUCAACCUGGGUCGGCGCCGCCACACCGGCGAGGAACACCGGCCAACAUUGCUGCCGCGACGCCACACCGAGGAAAAGAUCCAGCCGCCGGCCGGAAGCUGCUCCGUCCGCCAUCCGCCACCGAGCAGGUACCUCCGCCGUCCGGCGGUGCAGUUCUUCUUCUCCUGCAGGAGCUUGGAAUAUAUAACUGCUUUGCAUACCAAGCUCCGCGCUACUGGUGGAAACAAAACAAAAACUCCUGGCCCUGGUGCUCAAUCUUCUCUUAGAGCACUUGCUCAAUCAUGUAUGAAGAUUGGCCAUACUGACUAA